AUGCUUCUUAAUACAGAAUUUUAUCUUUAUUUUCCAGAGGGUAUAUUGUACCAUUAGCUUAGGACAUGAGAUUUUGAUAAAGUUUAAGAAGUAUGAAAUUAGAAAGUUCUUUGAUGGUUAAAUUCAAUUUACUUAAAAUGAAUUGCAAUCAAUCUAAUAAUUCAAGCAAAAAUAUUAAGUUUAAAAGGAGGAUUCCUUUAUAUUACGAAUGCUAUAUGCAACUAAAUUUAAGUUUGAUAAAUGCUUAGAAGCUAUUAAAACUUAUGAUGAGUGGAAAUAAAACAUGGAUCCUAAAGUAAAUCCAAUGUCAUAAGAAUUAUUGGUAUCAUUAGAAUUCAUUCUCUAGAAACAAGGAGUGAUAUAUAUGCAUGGAAGAGAUAAUAGAUAUCGACCAAUUAUUGUCGUAAAUGCCAGAAAAGUUGCAGGAGUUAAAGAAAUCGAUGUCCUACUAUAAUCAAUGACAAUAUUUCUUGAUUACGUAUUAACAAAUUGCAUGCUUCCCGGUUAAAUUGAGAAUUGGUAAUUCAUAUCAAUAAUUAGGAUUGUUAUUAUGGAUUUAGGUGGACUGGGUAUUAUGGGGUUGCCAAAAUAAGAUCUUUAUCGAAUCAUGAAUUAUUUAUCCAGUAAUUAUAGAUCUAGAAUGCAUAAAUGCUAUGUUAUUAAUUGCCUCAAAGCACUUAGUAUCACUUGGACAAUGAUUAAAAACUUUCUAGAAGAUAUAACUGUAAUUAACAAGCUCAUACUUUAGGUUAAUAAAAUUCAUUUCGAGAACUGUCCACUUCCAUUACUGUAAUAUACAAAUCCUCAACAAUUGGAAAAGAAAUAUGGAGGAGUCGCCAAUGAUAAAUAGGAUAACUUUUGGUAGUCCAUAUCACUAUUUAUAGGCCUCCAUAAGAAAUAAGUCCAAAUUAUCAAAUCGCAAUAGACAACAUCAAAUUGAUAGAUCAGCUCACAUAUGUUGAACUAUAUAAAUCUGGUAAACUAGCUAAGAAUAGAAUUUGCCAAGAAUUAAUCAAGCAAUAGGACCUGUAAUAAAAUAAUCAACAAAUCAAAUUAGCACAAAAGUCUGAAGAUGACUUUCAAUCUUGCGAAGAAGAUAAUGAUUUAUGA
Messenger RNA from Paramecium octaurelia, 1110 nucleotides. NCBI's taxonomy places the organism in Eukaryota, Ciliophora, Oligohymenophorea, Peniculida, Parameciidae. The record is from the annotation of a GenBank genome assembly.